GAAAAAAUUCCAGGCCAACCUCGAAGAAGUGAGCUAACCAGCUGCAUGGUCAAUUGUAGCAGUUACGGAUGGAUCGAUGUCUCUGAAACGGUAAAGUGGUAAAGUGACAAAAUCAAAAAACGAAUCCUUAAACCUCUAUACAAGUGUCUGCUCCAAAGAGCCAAAUGUACAGAAGCCAUAUCUCUACCUCACUCAUCCCAACCCUAAAAUGCAGAAACUGCUGAUACCAAAACCUAAACCUAAAACUAGAAGUCGAAAUCGAAGAAAUGGCGAAACACGCUGUUGGUUGGCUUCCGUUCCAGAGGCGAUGGCUGUUAGCUCUCUUAGUCAUGCUUUCGCUCUCUAUGGCUAUCGCUUUCUUAAUGAAAACCGCCUUCGAUUCAUGCGAUCGUCAAUUUGAAGUUGUUCAAAAACCACUUCGCUCGAUUACUGCUUCGCCAAUCAAAGCUACUACUGAUAAUCCUCUUAGUUUCAUGAAGUCCAAGCUUGUUCUCUUGGUCUCGCAUGAGCUAUCUUUAUCUGGUGGACCACUGUUGCUGAUGGAGUUAGCUUUUCUAUUAAGAAGUGUUGGUGCUGAAGUUUGUUGGAUUACCAUCCAGAAAUCUUCAGGAACUGAUGAGGUGAUAUACAGUUUAGAGCAAAAGAUGCUAGUCCGAGGAGUGCAGGUGUUACCUCCAAGAAGUCAAGAAGCUAUAGGUAAUGCUCUUAAAGCUGAUAUGGUUGUUUUGAAUACUGCUGUUGCUGGGAAAUGGCUGGAUAUAGUCCCGAAGGAACACAUUCCUCGUGUUCUUCCAAAAUUGUUGUGGUGGAUCCAUGAAAUGCGUGGACAUUAUUUCAAAUUGGAUUAUGUCAAGCACCUUCCUUUGGUUGCCGGUGCUAUGAUUGAUUCACAUGUGACAGCACAGUAUUGGAAAAAUAGGACUCAAGAGCGUUUGAGGAUUAAAAUGCCUGCAACCUAUGUUGUUCAGCUUGGAAAUAGCAAUGAACUCAUGGAAGUUGCUGAAGAUAGUGUCGCAAAAAGGGUUUUGCGCGAACACAUUCGAGAGUCUCUUGGAGUGCGAGAUGAAGAUAUACUCUUUGCAAUAAUUAACAGUGUUUCACGUGGAAAAGGACAGGAUCUAUUUUUACGUUCUUUCUAUGAGAGCUUGCAGUUGAUCCAAGGGAAGAAGCUGCAGGUGCCAUCAGUGCAUGCAGUAAUUGUGGGCAGUGACGUGACUGCUCAGACCAAGUUCGAGACAGAAUUACGGGACUAUGUGAUCCAGAAAAAGCUUCAAGAUCGUGUUCACUUUGUGAAUAAAACUCUUACUGUAGCUCCUUAUCUAGCUGCAGUUGAUGUUCUUGUUCAGAAUUCGCAGGCACGGGGAGAAUGCUUUGGCAGAAUAACCAUUGAAGCCAUGGCAUUUCAGUUGCCUGUAUUGGGAACGGCAGCAGGUGGCACCACUGAGAUUGUUGUAAAUGGGACAACAGGUUUAUUGCACCCUGUCGGAAAAGAAGGUGUUACUCCCCUUGCGAAAAAUAUGGUCAAACUUGCCACUCAUGUGCAGACAAGGCUGACAAUGGGGAAAAGAGGCUAUCAAAGGGUCAAACAAAUGUUUUUAGAACAUCACAUGGCACAUAGAAUCGCUAUGGUACUGCAGGAAGUAUUGAGCAACUCCAAGGGCCAUAACCAUUCAUAAUCACAUUUUAAAUCUGAGCUGCGCAUAGGUUUAUACUGAAUUGCAUUUUUCAGCUUGUGUCUCUAAAACAGAAUGAACUAAACGAGAUGCGUAUAGAUUUUCUAUAGUUAUGGCCAAAAGUUGCACUUCCUGGCUGACUUUGUACUAGAGCUGUAAAUCAUGUAAGUGGAGAAAUCAUCUUUGUUGUUUGUUUACAUAUAGUCUUAUAUAAAAGGUAUAUGUCAAGACGAUGCUUUGGUGGAUUC
Messenger RNA from Jatropha curcas, 1921 nucleotides. RefSeq lists its product as uncharacterized. The record is from RefSeq and is a predicted model, not a curated record. Gene Ontology annotation, molecular function: glycosyltransferase activity. NCBI's taxonomy places the organism in Eukaryota, Viridiplantae, Streptophyta, Magnoliopsida, Malpighiales, Euphorbiaceae.